CUGUCUAGUUUUCACUUGUACCUGACGAAUCACGAGCUACUUCAAAUACCUGUACCACUGACGAACGCAACGACAAAUCAGCUACCUCUACUACUUUAAGACAACUAUCCAAUCAAGAUCGGCGCAUUCUUCUCUAAUCCUUUUACGUCUAACCAACCCAUCCCAUCUAACACAUCAACUAUGGCCUCUCCUAUCGCAAGUAAAGUCUCCAAGCUCAACCUCAGCCCCGACUCCAAGCGAGGCACUCCACCCAAGAUCCGCCAGCAGACCCCCCAGAAGAAGACCCCUCCCAAGCUUCAGGCCCAGGAAUCCGCCUCCCAGGCUGAAGAGCCAAGCGCCCCCUCUACCCCCACCCCCAAGGGUAAGGUCAGACAGCUGCAGUCGGAGCAGCGCGCUUCCCCUGCUCCGGUCCCAGAUGAUGCCCAGUCCCAGGCAUCUGGAUCGGCAAGCCAGAUCGAACGACCCGUCUCUGAGCUUGGAGACAAAGCUCAGGAUACUGCGCAGAGUGUGCAAAAUGGCGCUGAAGACCAAGGUGUCGGCCAGAUUGACUUGUCUGUUCUGAAGGGGCUGCAGGUCGGCGAGGAUGGUCUAAUCCAUGACCAAGAUGGCAAUGCCAUUGGCCGACUCGCGGAAGGCCAGGCCGAGUACCUUAUCGGAUAUACUGUCGGCGACAAUGGAGAGAUCCUCGAUGAGGAUGGGGACCUCGUCGGAGUCGCCGAUGUCCUCCCCGAGGCCUUCCAGAAUGGAGUUGGCAGCGUUCAGGAGCAGGCCGAAGAAACAACCGAUCAGGCAACAAAAACCAUCAACAAUAUUGCCGAGCUGGCAGAUAGCCCUGUCUCAGAGUCUGGGGAAAUCAAGGAUGAUGAUGGCAACACCAUCGGCAAGCUUGUUGAGGGUAACCCCGAGGAUUUGGCUGGUUAUGCUCCUGACAAGGAAGGAAAUAUUGUCGAUGACGAUGGUGACCUUAUUGGUCGGGUUGAGAUCGCAUCCCAAGCUGAAGAAGCAGCUGAAGAAGCAGCUGAAGAAGCAGCUGAAGAAGCAGCUGAAGCAGUGCCCGAAGCGAAACCUAUCACCGAUAUUGCGGCCUUGGCUGAUCGUCCCGUGUCGGCAUCUGGCGCUAUCAAAGACGACGAAGGGAAGCCGAUUGGAAAGCUUGUCGAGGGAAAUGCCGAGGACUUGGCAGGAUACGCCCCCGACAAGGAAGGAAAUAUCUUGGACGAUGAUGGUGAUUUGAUUGGCCGUGUCGAUAUUGCGUCCCAAGCCCGCCAAGGUGCUGAGAGCGUCGCCAGCUCCCAGAGACCUGCCAGCAAGUUGAGCCGUGAGGCUGUCGAUGAUGCCGAGCAAAGGGACACUUCAACCGCCGAUCAAGCCAAGGAAGAUGUCGAUGAUGCCGAGCAAAGGGACACUUCAACCGCCGAUCAAGCCAAGGAAGAUGUCGAGGAGGCUGCUGAAGAAGCAGAGGAUGACCUUCCUCCCCUUUCUACGCUUGAGGGUCUCAAAUGCAACAAGAUGGGCAAGAUCGUCGAUCGGGAAACCGGUAAGCCUGUCGGUGAACUGAUCGAGGGCGAUGCGAAGAAAAUCUCUAGACUGGGAGCCCAGCUCGAUGACAAGGGACAGUUCUGGGACAACCGCGGCAACGUUAUUGGAAAGGCCAAAACCCUUCCCGUCGAGGAGCAUCCUGAUGAACCGCCCUUUGGCGGGUUGGAGGGACUCCACGUCGUUGAAGAUGGUUGGGUGGAGGACCAGAAUGGCAAGCGUGUUGGCAAGAUCAGCGAAGGCGAUGCUAAGAAGGUCCUUGGACGUCCCGUCGAUGAAGAUGGGGACGUCUUGGAUAAGAACGGCAAUGUCAUCGCCAAGGCUGAAUACUAUGAGGCCGAAGACGAGCCCGAGCCCGAGCCGGAGGAAGCCCCUGACCUUUCCAGUCUGGAAGGUCUCACUCCUAACAAGCUCGGCUACGUGAUUGGACCAAAGGGUGUCCCGAUCGGCCGUGUCGUGGAAGGCAAGGUGAAGGAACUUGCCGGCAAGGAGAUCCAUGACGGCCAGAUCUGGGACGGACCCAAGCCAAUUGGACGUGUUGAGCUUAUUCCCCCGGAAGAGCGGGAGAAAUCAGCCGAAGGCCCAUUUGCCGGAUUGGAGAAUCUUGUUGUAAACAAGGAAGGCCUCGUCGAAGAUGACGAUGGCAAUGUCGUCGGCAAGGUCGUUGAGGGCGACAUCAAGACCUUGCGUGGACGUGCCGUUGAUGAGGAUGGAGAGAUCAUCGACAAGUACGGCAACGUCAAGGGCCGUGCAGAGCCAUAUGAAGUAGAAGAGCCGGAGGAGGAGGCACCGGACCUGUCGAUCUUGGAAGGAAAGACUGUCAACAAGGCUGGCAAUGUUGUGGAUGCCCAGGGUAACGUCUUCGGACGGAUUACCUCUGGUGACAAGCGACUUGCUGGACGGAAGGUUGAUGGCAAGGGUCAGAUCUGGGGUGAUAACGGCAAAGUAAUUGGCACAGCCGAGCUCAUCCCAGGAGCCGAGGAGCAGAAGCCCGAAGGCGCCUUCUACGGAUUCGAGAAUCCCGUGGUCGGCAAGGACGGCGUUAUCACUGAUGCCUCGGGUCAGAUCAUUGGCCGGGUUGUUGAAGGUGAUGCGCAGCGCCUCCAGGGCCGCCAGGUUGAUGAGGAUGGCGACAUCUUGGACAAGAACGGUAACACUAUCGGCCGUGCUGAGCGCUGGCAGCCCGAGGAGAAGCCGCGUGAUGUCAACCCGAUGUCGGGCCGUAAGGUCAACCGUGAGGGUGAGGUGCGUGAUGCUGAUGGUAACCUCAUUGGCAAGCUGACCUCUGGCAACCUUCCAUCUCUCAUCGGCAAGGAAAUUGAUGAUAAUGGAUACGUGGUGGACAAUGAUGGUAACAAGAUCGGGGAAUGCACUUUGAUUGAAAACAUUCCCGAACCCGAACCCGAGCCCGAGGAGCCUGAGGAGGAACCCCAGGAGCCGGAGAUCUCCCCUGAGGAGCAGGAAGCUCAGCGGAAGAUAGAGGAGGACAAGCAGUUGGCUAAGAAGAUGAGCGGUAUUAUUGCUCAGACUCUGGACCGCAUUCGUCCUGUCUGCAAGAUGAUCUCCGAGCACAUCGAGAAGGCAGACCGCACACCCAAGGAUGAACUUGACGAGGAGCAGCUGGUCAAGGAUGUGAAGCCGCUCCUUGAAGAGGGCAACCAAAUUCUGCAGGAGUGCAAUGGUGCCAUCCGUGCUCUCGACCCAGACGGCCAUGUUGCCGCCACGGCCAAGGCCCGUGCUGCUUCUCACGAAGCUUCUUCAGAGGAGUACGCCUUGGCUGAGCAGCUUAAGGAGCUCACCGAUCUGGUUGUCAAGACCAUUGAUAACGGUAAGAAGAGGAUCGCAGGCAUGCCUCAUGCCAAGAAGAAGCUCAACCCUCUGUGGGCACUGCUCAGCGAGCCCCUCGGUCAGAUUAUCACUGCUGUUGGCCUGCUAUUGAACGGUGUCCUCGGACUAGUCGGCCGGUUAUUGCAAGGUCUUGGUCUGGGUCCUCUGGUGAAUGGAUUGCUGGGAGGACUGGGACUGGAUAAAUUGCUUGGCAGUCUGGGAUUAACUUCCUUGACGGAUUCCCUGGGCUUGACUGGAAAGAAGAAAUAAUUGAAUAGGCGAAGGAAUGUGUGCUUGUGAUAUUAGUCUUCUUGAUUCAAUAUUUGCCAUUGAUGUCAGAUUGACGAUAAUGAUUUUCACCAUGUCAAUAGCUAGUUAAAUAAUCAGAGUUUCACCUUGACAAUUUUA
Molecule: messenger RNA, 3771 nt
Organism: Aspergillus vadensis CBS 113365
Lineage: Eukaryota; Fungi; Ascomycota; Eurotiomycetes; Eurotiales; Aspergillaceae
Product: LEA domain protein
Exons: 2
Coding region: 181-3633 (1150 amino acids)
Source: RefSeq, a predicted model, not a curated record